AAAACAAAACACUGCCUGUGUAAAACUUAGGUUAAGUUUCCAUUGGGGUUAAGUCACAAUUACAAAAAUCCCAAUUAUUAAAGAAAACCCCAAUUAUUAAAAUUUAAAUAAAAAAACAAAAAUAAGCCAUGAGUCUAUCGAGUGCAAUAUUUAAAAUACAACGCAUUAAAUCGUUCAUACAACCAGCCAGGUUGAUAUCGAUGAGUCCGAUUUGUGAAAAAAACCAGGCAGGUAGAUACAGAAUCACCCCAAGAAGAAAUUUACCAUUGACCUACGAAAUGGCCAAUCCGCCACAUCAGAUUGCCCACAGGAAGUCCUGGAACUCUUGGAACACAUCUAAUGUCGUUGGCGGAUUACGACCUUCAGAAACAGUAGUAGAAGACCAAUUCAUCAGGAAAUUUAUAGAGGGCACUUGGCACUCACUGUUCGCAAGCGAGGUUAUCAUUAAGAGGCAACACAAUAUCAUCAGGAUAGCGGGACUCAUUUAUAGAUCAGUACUACCAAGGAAAAUGUAUUUUUUAAUCGGUUAUACGGAGGAACUGUUAAGUUUUUGGUUACAAUGUCCCGUCAAGAUGGAGCUGCAAACCGUCGCCGAUAGGAAAGAUGUCGUUUUUAAGUAUAUUUAAGUUUGUUUUGUAGUGUAAUAUAGUUUGUUUUGGAAUAGUUGGUUAUUAUUAUUGCAAAAAAUAUAUCUAUUGCUUUACAGCCUUGCUUUUAUUUGUAACAAUUCAGUGUAUUGAACUAAAUAGGAACCAUGAUUUGUUGAAAGAAAAAGGUUCGAUGUUUGAAUGUUCAUGAGUAUUAUAAAAAUAUUAUUUAAUUGACUAAC
This is a messenger RNA of Anthonomus grandis grandis, 829 nucleotides long. It is a transcript of the gene mRpS24, whose product is annotated as 28S ribosomal protein S24, mitochondrial. Bases 129 to 626 code for a protein of 165 amino acids. The transcript is spliced from 3 exons. Gene Ontology annotation, biological process: translation. Gene Ontology annotation, cellular component: mitochondrion. NCBI's taxonomy places the organism in Eukaryota, Metazoa, Arthropoda, Insecta, Coleoptera, Curculionidae. The record is from RefSeq and is a predicted model, not a curated record.